Messenger RNA from Papaver somniferum (opium poppy), 2349 nucleotides. Its product is annotated as protein FAR1-RELATED SEQUENCE 5-like. The coding region runs from base 1 to 2349 and encodes 782 amino acids. The transcript has a single exon. NCBI's taxonomy places the organism in Eukaryota, Viridiplantae, Streptophyta, Magnoliopsida, Ranunculales, Papaveraceae. The record is from RefSeq and is a predicted model, not a curated record. Gene Ontology annotation, molecular function: zinc ion binding. Gene Ontology annotation, biological process: regulation of DNA-templated transcription.
AUGAGAACUGGUUGUGAGGCUAUGCUUCGGAUAGCUUUGAAUACAAAAUGUAACACAUGGUAUGUUAAUGAGUUUAAGGAUCAUCACAACCAUGACAUGGUACCACCUAGAAAACAAGUUUUUAUGAAGUCGAACAAGGUUUUUCCUCCUGCGACUACAAAUUUGGCAGAAGCAUCUAGCAAGCAUACAGUCCAAGCUGGAGUGGUAGCAUCACUUUUUGAGGAUAACAGCGAAAGGACAACCACUUUGGAUGCCGGAUCUGUUCACAGCGAAAUGGCAGCAACUUUUGAUGUCGGAUCUGUUCACAACGACACGACAACAAAUUUUGAUGUCGAAUCUGUUCCCAUUUUGGAUAUGGAAUUUCAUUUUAUCGAAGAGGCGGGAGCAUUCUACAAAGAAUAUGGUAGGAGUAUGGGUUUCUCAACACGCAAGAGGUCAUCAUAUGCCACUGGACGAGGACCACAAAUAACUAGAGUGAUUUUUGUAUGUCGUUGUGAGGGAAUUCACAAGAAACAAGUUGAUUCAAGUGAUGACGAUGGUAAGAAGAAGAGAAACACUACUUCAAUGAGGACUGGUUGUGAGGCUAUGAUUCGUAUAGCCUUGAAUACAAAACAUGGUACGUGGUACGUUAAUGCGUUUAAGGAUGAUCACAACCAUGACAUGGUCCCACCUGAAGAAGGAGUUCUAAUGAAGUCGAACAAGGAUUUUCCUCCUGCGCCUAGAAAUUUGGCAAAAGCACCUAGCAAGCGCAGACUCCAACUAAGAAAGGUAGGACCACCUUUUGGGGAUAACGAGAAUACUGAAUCCACUCCGAGAGAUGUUUAUAAUCAUCUUAGGACGAUUAGAGAAUCUUUAAUAGAAGUAGGAGAUGCAGAAGCUGUGAUGAUUUAUUUUAGAAAAAAGACAAUAGAGAAUCCGGGUUUUUAUUAUGCGGUACAAGUAGAUGAAGAAGGGAGGGCAGCAAGUUUUUUUUGGGUUGAUGCACGGUCCCGAAUAGCAUAUAGUCGUUUUGGAGAUGCAGUAACGUUUGAUACGACAUGCAGAGCUAACAAAUAUAGUAUGCCUUUUGCUCCAUUCACAGGUACAAACCAUUAUCAUCAGUCUGUUACAUUUGGAUUUGCGUUGUUGAGGGAUGAGACUGAAGAAACUUUUACUUGGCUGUUUAAGACAUGGCUUGAAGCUACGGGAGGAAAUCCUCCAAUUUCUAUACUUACUGAUCAGGAUCAAGACAUGACGAGUGCGAUUGCGACAGUGUUCCUAAGCAGUCGUCAUUGUUUUUGUUCAGGGCAUAUCAAGAAGAAAUUUGGAGAGAAGCUAAGUCAUGUAUUCUACAAGAAAUCCAAGUUCAAAAAAACUGUUAAAGCGGUCACUCGAUUUACCUACACAACUCAGGAAUUUGAAAACCAAUGGGAAGCCAUGUUGAGAGAAUUUGGAUUGGUGGAGGACGUAUGGCUUCAUGACUUGUUUGAAAUUCGUGAGAAGUGGAUACCAGCUUACAAUCGAGGUACUUUCUUUGCCGGCAUGAAUUCAACACAAAGAAGUGAUAGUAUUAUUUCUUUCUUUGAUCAUUCUGUGAACUCCAGAACGUGUUUGCUAGAAUUCGUAGAAAGUUGUGGUCAAGCACUGGAAAGAAUGUACAUUAGAGAACGGUAUGAAGACUACAAGUCUAUCCAUGUGAAACGUAUAUUUGCUUCCCAAGAUUUGUUAGUGAAGCAUGCAUCUCCAAUCUAUACGAAGAAUAUGUUUAUGAAAGUGCAUGAACAGUUUAAUGCUUCUUCACGAUAUCGGUCGGAAGCAAUCGAGGCUGAUGGUGAUGAAGAAACUUAUAGAGUGUACUCGUUAAAUGAUGAAGUACCGAUGGAACAGUUCCGAGUGAAGAUUAAUAAGGUGACGCAGAAAGGUGUAUGUGGUUGCCAAGAAUAUGAAUUUAUUGGCAUAUCAUGCAGACAUUUGCAUCAUAUUUUAGUUUAUCGUUACUAUGUGGUGGAGAUUCCAUCUCAUUUUAUAAAGCAAAGGUGGACCAAGUAUGCAAAUAGACCUUCGGUUUUGGGCAACGAUGAAUUGUUAAUGAAAGAUCAUAAGCUUGGAACUGAAGCCAUGAGGAUUAGUCAUUAUUGUCGACGGUCAACUGAAUUAGCUUAUAUAUUGGGUAAGUCUAAGAAAGCGUAUGAUGUGACAAUGGGUUUCCUUGAUCAAGCAUUUGAGAAAGUGAAGGAGAUAGACAUUGAUGAGCUUGGAGCAGAAUAUGGCAAAGAUGGCCAGUUGGAAGAAUAUGCUAAUGAUGAGCCAUCAGAGACAGAAAAUUCAUGUGAUGCAGCUGAGAUAACACGCAGACGAGUCAUGUGCUAG